CAACCACCCUUCAGUUCUGAUGAAGUUGAAACUAAAUCGCUGGUGAGGCAGAUGAUCUUCCCCUCUUGAGCUACGUUGUUUCGCCCCAUGUUCCCUUUUAUUCUCCCAAACAAGGACAAGAACACUAUACCGCUGGCGCACAGGAUGUUGUCGAGAAAAAGAUUUAGUAAUUGCUUUGCUUUGCUCUUCCUCUUGCUCUUCUCUUUCACUUCACAUUACUUUUCUUUGCUCUCUACCCUUUUUUAUGUUUCAUCUUUAUUUCACCCUUUCCCCUUUCGUCCUUCUUCAUGUUGCCUCCUUUACGUUACGUCUUUGCUCGUUGGUUGGUUUAGGAAAAUAGAAAAACGGCGUCAAUGGUGGUUGUCACCCUAUGGCGGCUGGCGGCGGUUCCCUCUGUUUUUCAUCUGGAACGGUCUGGUUGUUUUCGGUGAUGAUCGCUGAUAACUGGUGGUGGGAACGAUACCCCAUUUCCUUGAAACUCACUCUCUCUAGUCUUGUUUUCCUCUGUCAUGGUUAUCAGGUGGAACUCGUCU
Messenger RNA from Neurospora hispaniola, 533 nucleotides. RefSeq lists its product as uncharacterized. Bases 88 to 441 code for a protein of 117 amino acids. NCBI's taxonomy places the organism in Eukaryota, Fungi, Ascomycota, Sordariomycetes, Sordariales, Sordariaceae. The transcript has a single exon. The record is from RefSeq and is a predicted model, not a curated record.